Salvia hispanica is the source of this 1833-nucleotide messenger RNA. The record is from RefSeq and is a predicted model, not a curated record. Lineage: Eukaryota; Viridiplantae; Streptophyta; Magnoliopsida; Lamiales; Lamiaceae.
CCAUCAAAUUACAAAGUAAAAAAGCCUAAUCCAUCAUGGAAGAAUUGUACAAAGCAGCAUUAGCCAUUGCCUAUCUGCUGCUCCACAGUUCCUACAUCGCCGGAGCAGCGUUGCUCGCCGCCUCGCCCUCACCCUCCCCCACCGCCUUGUCCUCCGCCUCCGUGGCCAGCCCGCCUGGCCAAUGGAAGCUUCUCCGAAACAACACCGGAGUGGUGGCCAUGCACAUGGCCCUCACCCACUACAACACCGUCCUCAUGUUCGACCAGACCAGCUCCGGCCCCUCCAACUACCACCUCCGCCACCGCUACGACGGCCGCCGCUGCCAGAGGGACCGCCAGGAUUUGCUCGACCCCUCGUGCUACGCCCACUCGGUCGAGUAUAGCAUUUCCACCAACACCAUCCGGCCCCUCUUCAUCCAGCCCGACCCCUGGGCCUCGUCCGGCUCGUUCUUGAGCAAUGGCACGUUGCUCGAGACCGGCGGAUUCGGGCUCGGUGCAAAGCGGGUCCGCUACUUCAGGCCGUGUAAAAACGGCAACUGCGAUUGGACCCACGGCCGGAAGCAUCUCUCUGCACAGAGAUGGUAUGCUUCCAGCCUCAGGCUACCUGACCACGACGACCGCGUGGUCGUCGUGGGCGGUUACAACGUGACCUCCUAUGAAUUCAUACCCAAGAGACACCCAAAUGAGGUAAGUUUCAACCUACCAUUCUUGAAAAAGACUUAUGAUAGCAGUGAAGGAGGCAACAACAUGUACCCAAUUCUACACCUCUCUCCAGAUGGCCAUUUAUUCAUCUUCGCCAACACCGACUCGAUCCUCUUCAACUACAAACGCAACCAAGUAGUGAAAUCAUUCCCUCGAAUCCCGGGGAAAGGCUCGCGGACUUAUCCGAGCUCGGGUUCGUCAGUGCUCCUCCCGCUCGACCUCAACGACCACUUUAUAAAAGCAGAGGUCAUGAUAUGCGGGGGAGCGGCCGCAGGGGCAGUCCCCGCGGCCGCACGAGGCCAGUUCCUCAGAGGCCUGGGCUCGUGCGGCCGGAUGACCAUCACCGGCAACAACCACAGGUGGAAGAUGGAAACCAUGCCCGCCGCUAGGCUGAUGCACAACAUGAUCAUCCUCCCAAACGGCAACGUUUUGAUCAUCAACGGCGUCGAGAGCGGCAGCGCCGGCACGAACAGCGCUGCCCGCCCGGCGCUUCACCCGUACCUAUACAAGCCGAAGAAGCGGCUCGGCCUCCGUUUCUCUCUGUUAAGGCCGUCGAAGGUCGCGAGGAUGUAUCACUCCUCGGCAGUUCUUUUACCCAGCGGGAAGGUUCUCGUCGGCGGCAGCAACCCGAACAGCCGCUACGCCUUCCAGAACGUGGCGCACCCGACCGAGCUCCGGCUGCAGGCGUUCACCCCGCCGAACAUGGAGGCGGCGUUCGACGACAGGAGGCCGAGCAACGUAACGGUGGAGCAGGACGGGGGAGUGGUGUACGGCGCGACGUUUACGGUGAGUUUUAUGAUGAGGAAGAAGGCGUGGCACUCGGCGCACGACGUCGUUUUCACGGCCUAUGUGUCGCCGUUCAACACGCAUUCGCUCUCCAUGGAUCAGAGGCUGCUGGUGCUGAGGGCGGAGAAGGUUACGGUGGACACGGCUAAGGGUAUGGUGGGGAAGCGGUUGGUGAGUGCGGUGGUGGAAGCUCCGGCUUCGGCUAUGGUGGCGCCGGCUGGUUAUUAUAUGAUCAGUGUUAUUUAUAAUGGGAUUCCGAGUGAAUCUCAGUGGGUUAGGUUCAUGCACAAGUGAGAGAAGAAGAGCAACACGCACUAAAUAAAUCCUUAUGAUCGAUAGUUUUCCU